Setaria italica (foxtail millet) is the source of this 414-nucleotide messenger RNA. RefSeq lists its product as uncharacterized. The transcript has a single exon. The record is from RefSeq and is a predicted model, not a curated record. NCBI's taxonomy places the organism in Eukaryota, Viridiplantae, Streptophyta, Magnoliopsida, Poales, Poaceae. Bases 1 to 414 code for a protein of 137 amino acids.
AUGGACUUCAACUUCAAGCGGCUCCAGCUCUAUGAAGAACCCUUCUACAGCAUCAUACCCGGUAAAGGAUCCUAUCCUAUUGGCCAAGUUGUUUUACCCGUCACCUUUGGCACGCCUGCCAACUACCGUACGGAGCACCUCACCUUUGAGGUUGCCAACUUCAAGACCUCCUACCAUGCCAUCUUUGGUAGGCCCAUGCUGGUGAGGUUUAUGGCAAUCCUGAAUCACACCUAUCUCGUCCUCAAGAUGCUAGCUCCGAACAAUGUCCUCUCCAUCUACGGCGAUGUCGAAACUUCGUACAAGUGCGACAUGGAGGCAGUGCAGCUCGCUGAAGCCCUGGAGUACUCGGCCAACGCCACCGCCAUGCUCGCCGAGGCCCAAAAGGUGGACAAGAACCAGCUCAUGAUCCCGUAG